Molecule: messenger RNA, 1305 nt
Organism: Indicator indicator
Lineage: Eukaryota; Metazoa; Chordata; Aves; Piciformes; Indicatoridae
Gene: FUT7
Product: fucosyltransferase 7
Cellular component (GO): membrane
Molecular function (GO): alpha-(1->3)-fucosyltransferase activity
Source: RefSeq, a predicted model, not a curated record
AUGCACCCAGCAGUUGGGCACACAGUCAACUGUGGGCCAUCUCUGAGGCACAGAGGAAGUGCUGGGAGCAGGCUGUGCCAGCAGCCAUGCAGCAGGAAGGACCCAUGGUGGGGCCAGGACAAGGCAAAACCACAGAAAAGAGGAAGCCCUCAAGUGCCCCAGCCCAGUGCCAGCAGAUGCAGGCAGACAGACACAGGCACCCCAGGCGCUGCUGCACCAGCCCUGCCCCGGUAAGCCUCAGCUUUCACCCGAGGUGACAACCAGCUUGGCAACAUGUCCUGGGCAUCACCGCUGCGGGCCCGGCCUGGCAUGAAGGCAGUGCUCACUGCUGGGGUUCUUGUAACCACCUUCUGGAACCUGAGGCACUUCCUCAACCCCUUGGAGGUCUCCAGAGAAGCCUCCAAGCACACUGAGCCGCUGCUGGUUCUGGUGUGGGAAUGGCCUUCAAAGCAGGUCCCCAACAUUAGUGGGGAUGUUUGCCGUGAGCUGUAUGGCAUCACAGGCUGCUGGCUCACCAUGGAGAGGCAGUUCCUGGGCCAGGCAGAUGUGGUGGUGUUUCCCCACACCAGGCUCCAGCCUGGCAGGGACAAGCUGCCAAAGGAGAGGCCACCACAGCAGAACUGGGUGUGGGUCUCCCUGGAGUCACCCACCAACACUAAAGGUCUAUCCAGAUGGAAGCAGACCUUCAACUGGGUGAUGACCUACAGACGGGACUCAGACAUCUUCAUGCCCUACGGCAAGCUUGUGCCCAACCAGUCAGCCACUGUGAACAUCCCUGCCAAGACCAACUUGGUGUCCUGGGUUAUCAGCAACUACCAAAGGACUCAGGAAAGAGCCAAAGUCUACAAAAACCUCUCCAGGCACCUCAAUGUGAACAUAUAUGGAAAAGCAAACAAAAAGCCACUUUGCAAAGAUUGCCUUUUGGCAACAACGUCCAAGUCCAAGUUCUACCUGGCUUUUGAGAACUCCAUCCACCAGGACUACAUCACUGAGAAGCUCUGGAGGAACUCCCUGAUGGCUGGCACGGUGCCCAUAGUGCUGGGGCCUCCCCGGGCCAACUAUGAGCAGUUUAUUCCUGCAGACUCCUUCAUUCACGUCAAUGACUUUGCGUCCCUGGCAGAGCUGGCCAGCUUCCUGCAGACCAUGAACGCCAGCCGCUACCGGCAGUUCUUCACCUGGCAGCGUGGGCACAGUGUGAAGCUGUACAGCGACUGGACCGAGCGCAUCUGCACCAUCUGCAGCGCCUACCCCAGCCUGCGCCGCGGCCACCUCUAUCCUGACCUGGAGACGUGGUUCAGCUCCUAG